ACUAAGUGAUUGUUAUCUGACUUGACAGCAGCGAAAGCAAGUGGAGUUAAACCCAACUCUGUUAAGUCAACCAUUGUAAARUUCGAAAAGGAAUUAAUUUAUGCCUAUUCCAGCUAAAAAGAAGUGUUUCAAGUACCCUUGAUACGAAUGGAGAAGGUAAUCACAUUUUUAUAACUAAAUGAGUCUUAAUUCGAGCUUGAUUUAAGUGAACCAUUAUAUUGUUUUGGAAAUCACCGGUCACAAGGAUACUUGAUAAGAAAUCCAAAUAGAAAUUAUCUUUAAACAACUCUGAAAMUGGACGUGAUAUAUUUUAUCUUUGCAGCCUUCAACAACCCAUCGAUACUAAUUACACAACGUACGACUGCAGCUGCUCAAGUACACGAGGUUUGAACUGAAUCGCCUACUUCACUUCACGUCGACAAGCAAAGAAGAAGGGAUGAAAACGUCUACAAUAACUGAAGCGAGAUGAUGAACAAUACAACUUCUCAUUUUGAUCACAGGCAUUGGGAUUCUCAUUUGCUAUACCCAGCAGUUACCAUUUGGGGGCUUUUCUUUUUGCUUUCGAUUGUGGGAAAUACUUUCGUCUGCGUCCUCUCUUUUCGAAGAUGCCACAUACUUGGGAUAAAGACCUAUUAUUUCAUGAGCCUAGCCCUUGCCGACCUCRUCUUUACACUGGCAACUCUCUUCUACGUCCUAAACAUUGUUCUUCCAGAGAACAUCUACAGCAACUUUACGUGCAAAGUAUUUUACUAUACGAUCAAUACAAGCCAUGGCGCCUCGGUCUUCAACUUGCUUCUCCUGACCUAUAAUCGAUAUWACGCUGUAAUUUCUCCUUUAAAAGAAUUUUCAAACCGAACCAAGAAAAAAGGCGUCAGACGAAAGCUCCUAGUGACCUGGACYGCUGCCUUGAUUCCAUACAUACCACAUCUGUUUUUGUACAACAUCAACGAAACUCCUGGAAUUAAAAAUGGUAUAUAUUGCACCCAAGGAAGACCUAAUGUCUACAUUUCUUUAUACUAUGGYCUAUUGGUGUUCUUUAUGUAUCUGGCUCCCUUGUUUGUAAUAGUGCUUUCAUAUAGUAGAAUUUGCAUGCGUCUCUCGUCUGCUUCUCAACGUUUCGAGCGCGACUGCGUUGCCUACAGAAAUCGUCAAAAAGCCAUCAAAUUGUUAAUAAUCAUUGCGGGUCUGUUUUUUGUAUUUUGGACCCCUUUUAAUACCAUGUUGGUCAUCAUAUAUGUUCUGCAAAUUCAAUUUGAAUACCGUCCUUUAGCUUGGGCUUUGUCUACGUUGCUUGUUCUUGUAAAUGCAAGCAUCAAUCCAUGGUURUAUCUACUUGUCGGAAGAAAAUCGAAAAGACGAGCGUCGAUGAUCACCACUCCAAGAGCAAUGCUGCGACUUCAAGUUUUGUAA
This is a messenger RNA of Exaiptasia diaphana, 1410 nucleotides long. Its product is annotated as C-C chemokine receptor type 2-like. The coding region runs from base 466 to 1410 and encodes 314 amino acids. The record is from RefSeq and is a predicted model, not a curated record. The transcript has a single exon. NCBI's taxonomy places the organism in Eukaryota, Metazoa, Cnidaria, Anthozoa, Actiniaria, Aiptasiidae. Gene Ontology annotation, molecular function: G protein-coupled receptor activity. Gene Ontology annotation, biological process: G protein-coupled receptor signaling pathway. Gene Ontology annotation, cellular component: membrane.